AUGCCAGUUGCUGCCUCGAGUUCGCGGGUGGUUGUGCAUUUGGAAGACCACAGCGAGCUUUACGGCAAGUUUUAUGUGUACGAAGAUGAAGAAGUCGCAGCCCGAUCGGUCAAGUCCAAGAACUUCAUCACCAAGGUGAUGUUUCUUGCUGCAGUGGCACGACCGCGGUACAACCCCUCCACCAAGGUGAGCUUCGAUGGUAAGAUCGGGGUCUGGCCAUUCGAUGAAGUGGCCCGAGCCAUUCGAGGCAGCAAGAAUCGGUCCAAGGGAGCCCCUGUUACUGUUCCAAAAAAUGUCAACGGUACGGUGUACAAGGCGUUUAUUUUGGGGAGAGUUGUGCCUGCCAUCAUCAAGAAAUUUCCCCCUGAUGACCUGUCGCGUGGUGUCCGAAUCCAACAGGACAAUGCAAGUCCUCAUCGACAAGUCACGACGGUGUUGCGUGCCGCUGGAGUCGAAAACAUUGGUGAUGAAUCAAGCGUUGAAGGAGCACUCCUUCAGUUGGGCAAUCGCCUUGGAGAAGAGUCUCAUCUCGAGAAGCUGGUCAAUUCCCAAGAAGCAGUAGACUUUGAAUAA
Molecule: messenger RNA, 573 nt
Organism: Aphanomyces astaci
Lineage: Eukaryota; Oomycota; Saprolegniomycetes; Saprolegniales; Verrucalvaceae
Exons: 3
Coding region: 1-573 (190 amino acids)
Molecular function (GO): nucleic acid binding
Source: RefSeq, a predicted model, not a curated record